CUAGAGAGGGUUGGAGGGAGCCAGAGGCCAUUUCCUGAGGCGGCCUUCCUCCUCCUCCCUCUCCCAGCGGGCGGUUGCUAUGGCAACUCCCUGGGCCAAGGACGCCUAGCCAGCUGUUGGAAAGAGAGGCUUCCGCCUUCUGUGGCUGCAAAUCCAGCUCCUUGUCUGGAGAGAGGUCAGAGCCAGCCAUCAUAAAAAUGAGCUGUGCCUAUUGAAAUGUUUGGAUGUGAAUUACAGGAAGAUCAAAUUCUGACCUAGCAGCAGCAGCAGCAAUAAAAUGGGUAAAGAAAAGAAGAAAGACAGUAAAAAAGGAGAAAAGGCUGUACCUCCGCCUACAAACAACGUUUCUCUUGACGUUGGUAGUUCUGUACAGAACAUUCUGCCGGCGUCAAAUCUUGGGGAAGAACAGGUUUCCGGCCAGUUGACUCUGAAAGAAGAAGUGAAAGAGGCCGAGGCACUUCCAGUCCCUGAACCCAUUGAGUACGAGGAGCCCAUUCUCACCCAACUGAUUGUUGAAAGGUAUGAAGGAGAAAAAGUCCGUGGGUUGUAUGAAGGAGAGGGAGUAGCAUAUUUUCAAGGAGGCAAUGUAUACAAGGGCAUGUUUUCGGAAGGCCUCAUGCAUGGCCGAGGAACUUAUACAUGGGCCGAUGGAGUGCAGUUUGAGGGAAAUUUUGUAAAGAACCUGCCGAUGCAUCACGGCAGGUACACUUGGCCUGAUGGUAGCAUUUAUGAAGGCGAAGUGAAGAACGGGAUCAGGCACGGCUUUGGCAUGUACAAGUGUGGCACCUACCCUGUUUCGUAUAUCGGCCAGUGGGUUGAAGGCAAGAGGCACGGCAAGGGUACCAUUUACUACAACACAGAAAGUUCUUCCUGGUAUGAAGGUGACUUUGUUUACAAUGUAAAAAGCGGAUGGGGAAUAAGGUGUUAUAAAUCUGGAGAUAUUUAUGAAGGCCAGUGGGAGAGGGACAUGCGUCACGGAGAAGGGCGGAUGAGGUGGUUAACAACUAACCAGGAGUAUACUGGAAAGUGGGUUAACGGCAUACAGCAUGGAUUUGGUACCCACACUUGGUAUCUGAAGAGAAUACCUGGAUCACAGUAUCCCCUAAGGAACGAAUAUGUGGGAGACUUUGUCAAUGCAGAUCGCCACGGGACUGGAAAAUUUUUCUUUGCCAGCGGAGCAAUGUAUGAUGGAGAAUGGGUUUCCAAUCAGAAGCAUGGCAUGGGUAAACUUGUAUUCAAGAAUGGACGUGUGUAUGAAGGUGAAUUUAUAUAUGAUCAUAUAGCAGAAUAUCCAGAUUUUCACAUUGACAUCAUGAAUACACAAGAUCUGAGUGGCAUUCCAACAAAGGCUCCUUUUGGUACUGAGAGUAUCAAAGUUGUUGAUGGCACAGGAGAUUCAUCUGCACUGGGAUCAAACAUUGAAAUAGAUAUAUCAACAUUGUUGGCUAUAUUUCCAAAGGAAGAAAAGGAAGAAGAAAUCAAACAGACAGAGUUUGCUGUCCUGAGACACAUCUCAGAACUCCGGAGAAUCUACACCUUUUACAGCAGCUUAGGAUAUGACCAUUCUCUCGACAACACAUUCCUGAUGACAAAGCUUCAGUUCUGGCGAUUCUUAAAGGACUGCAAGUUUCAUCACUGCAACCUUACGCUUGCUGACAUGGACAGGAUCCUGAACGAUAAAACUUUACUCGAAGAGAUCCAUUCUCCCUACGAGACCUUGCUGCUUAGAAUGUUUUUGACAUACCUCAUUUAUUUAUCAUUCCACAUCUACCAUAAAGAGUUUAAUGAUAAAAGUCCACGCCUGUUCAAGUGCUUUUCCAAAUUGAUGCAACAGAACAUCAAUCCCAAUGCUUGCCAAAUAAAAGGUGCCUUGUUUAGUGACCGGCAACAAGCAGUCUACGCGAUCAAUUACAUCGACAAGUGCUGGGAGAUCUAUGGGGCUUUUUGUAGACCAAACUCUGUAGCUCCUUAUGAACCUACCAUGAAGAUGAGGCACUUCCUUUGGAUGCUGAAAGAUUUAAAGCUCAUAAGCAAGCAACUGACAGCUACCAAAGUUGUUAAUAUUCUAGCCAAAGACAACCCUUACGUCUGCGAUGGCGAAGACACUAACUUGGAACACGAGCUCGUUUUCCUUGAAUUUUUCGAAGCCCUCCUGGAUUGUGCUCCGAUCUAUGUCACGGAUGAGAUGCUCAAACAACAAGCGGAAAAGGCCAGCUCAGGAAGUUCUUAUAUAGCAGAGCACUACACAGAAGGGCCCGGGGUUUCUCCUUACCUUCUGGAUUUGUCCUCUGGUCAGUCUUUUCAAACUAGAACCACAACCAGCGGCGAAGGGAGCAACGAGACAUCAGAUGUCGUCAGCCUUCGCCGCGUCACUUCCAGGUCUUGUGCGAGCAGGAUUGUGCAUUUCGUCGACGUUAGUAAGACGAAGAAGUCUGAGAAGGGAAAAAUCAAGGAUGGAAAAAAAGAGGAGGAAGCAUCUCGGCCUGGUUCAAAAUCCCUCAACAGAGAGAAAGCUGCCUCUCCUCAGUCAGCCACGGCCGGGAACAUCACCUUCCUCCCUACUGUGGACAACACAGAUGAAGAGUCUGUUCACACUCUGAAAAGCGCGGAGAUGGAGCAAGGGAUGAUCCUGGGUGCUUCCAUGAAGGAAUUCGCAGAUACACUCCAAAGGGCCAAAAACGAACAGAAGGACAAGCUCAAUUUGUGGAUGAGUCAGAUCUACAUUUUCUUUGCCAACAAAUUCUUUGCUGGCUACAAGUACCUGCAGGUGGUGCAGGCGACGGUUUCUGACAACAGGAUCCAGGAGGUGGAACGGCGUGAGCUGAGGAAGGUCCAAGAGGAGGAGGAAGAAGCAAAGCUCAAUGCUAUGAGGGAGGCAGAAGAAGCCAGAAAGCUGGAAGAAGCUCAAGCUGCCGCAGAAAAAGCUGCUUUAGAGCUUGAAGAAAGUAUGAGCAGAGAACAGGAAGAAGCGUCUAUACAGAUACAGUCUCCCCCAAAGGAAGAAUCUCCUGUGCCAGCCCCAGUGCCGCCAAGUACCAAGACAACCACCGGAGGGAAGAAGAAGAAAAAAGCGUAGAGUGGUCAUCAGAGCCUGAAAGCUGCAAUACAUUAUGUUAGCAAUAAAGUGUUAGGAGAUGAAUUCAUUUGUAAUACCUUUCCUCUGCAAUCAUUUAAAAAGCCUAGAGCGGUUUCUGGGCACUUCCAAACAUAACAUAGGCAACCUUAUUUAGGCUGCAAUCAGAUGCACACUUAUCGGAGAAUAACCCCACUGAAUUAUAGAUAGGUAUAGGAUACAAAUGCAAGUGCAGGCAAUACCUUUAUAGACCACUCAAAAAAAUAAUCGUAUAAUUUGCAAGCUUUUGUGGAUCAGG
This is a messenger RNA of Pogona vitticeps (central bearded dragon), 3371 nucleotides long. The record is from RefSeq and is a predicted model, not a curated record. NCBI's taxonomy places the organism in Eukaryota, Metazoa, Chordata, Lepidosauria, Squamata, Agamidae.